This is a messenger RNA of Lithohypha guttulata, 675 nucleotides long. It is a transcript of the gene MAD2, whose product is annotated as Mitotic spindle checkpoint component mad2. Gene Ontology annotation, biological process: mitotic spindle assembly checkpoint signaling. The coding region runs from base 1 to 675 and encodes 224 amino acids. The record is from RefSeq and is a predicted model, not a curated record. The transcript has 3 exons. NCBI's taxonomy places the organism in Eukaryota, Fungi, Ascomycota, Eurotiomycetes, Chaetothyriales, Trichomeriaceae. Gene Ontology annotation, cellular component: nucleoplasm; cytoplasm; kinetochore.
AUGGCGGUCGCUACAAAGGAGAAGAAUGAUACGCAUAAGAUCGCGCUCAAAGGCUCUUCGAAGCUAGUUGCAGAGUUCUUCGAAUAUAGCAUCAACACGAUUCUCUUCCAACGUGGAGUCUAUCCAGCCGAGGACUUUACCCCCGUCAAGAAGUAUGGACUCAAUAUGCUGGUAUCUAGCGAUGACCAAGUCAAGAGCUACAUCAAGAGGAUCAUGAGUCAAUUGAACAAGUGGAUGCAAAAAAGCAAGAUUAGCAGGUUUGUGGUGGUGAUCACAAGUAAAGAGACUGGCGAGCACGUCGAGAGAUGGCAAUUCGAUGUGAACCUGUUAGGACGGAACAGCAAGAGUAAGACGAGAAGUGGAGGAGCGGAAAACGAGAACGCGGACUCAAAUACCCCUGCUGAAGCCGACUCUGAGAAGACAGAAAGUCAGAUUCAAGAAGAAAUACAGGCCAUAUUCCGACAAAUCACAGCUUCAGUCACCUUCCUACCUGUGCUUGAUGGCAAUUGCACUUUCAAUGUGCUUGUUUAUGCUGAUGCAGACUCUGAAGUUCCCUUGGAAUGGGGCGACAGUGACGCGAAAGAGAUCAAGAAUGGAGAAAAGGUCCAAUUAAGGAGCUUCAGUACUGCAAACCACAAGGUAGAUACGCUGGUAAGCUAUCGUCUGUUGGAUUGA